Lasiosphaeria miniovina is the source of this 1545-nucleotide messenger RNA. RefSeq names its product acyl-CoA dehydrogenase/oxidase. The record is from RefSeq and is a predicted model, not a curated record. Lineage: Eukaryota; Fungi; Ascomycota; Sordariomycetes; Sordariales; Lasiosphaeriaceae. Gene Ontology annotation, biological process: fatty acid beta-oxidation using acyl-CoA dehydrogenase. Gene Ontology annotation, molecular function: heme binding; acyl-CoA dehydrogenase activity; flavin adenine dinucleotide binding. Gene Ontology annotation, cellular component: cytoplasm. The coding region runs from base 1 to 1545 and encodes 514 amino acids. The transcript has 3 exons.
AUGGAAGUCCCCACCAAGACCUUCACCCGCGUCGAGGUCGCCAAGAACAACACCGAGGACACGGUGCAAUUCAUCAUCGACGCCGUCGUCUACGAUGUCUCGGACUUCCUCGACGCUCACCCCGGCGGCGAGGCCGUCCUCCGCCAGGUCGCCGGCCAGGAUGCCACAGUAGCCUUCUACAACCUGCAUCGCCACGAGGUGCUCGUCAAGUACGCCGACCUGGCCGUCGGCACCAUCCAGGGCGAGAAGCAGUCCAUCAUUGCGCCCCAGCCCGGCGACCUCUCAACCGUCCCCUAUGCGGAGCCGCUCUGGCUUACCCCCCAGUUCAAGUCCCCAUACUUCAAUGACAGCCACCGCCGGCUGCAGAAGGCUAUGCGCGUCUUCACCGAGAACGAGAUCGCCCCCGAGGCCCUCGAGAAGGAGCGUACCGGCGAGUACGUUAGCCAGGAGCUGAUCAACAAGAUGUCGGCCGCCGGCGUGCUGCACAUGCGCAUGGGCCCCGGCAAGCACCUCCAUGGGGUCAAUCUGCUCGGAGGCGCCGUCGAUGGCAAGGAUUUCGACUAUUUCCACGACAUGAUCAUGUCGCAAGAGCAGGUGCGCGUCGCCUGCCGCGGCUUCCAGGACGGCAACAUGGCCGGCAUGGUCAUCGGGUUGACGUGCAUCCUCAAUUUCUGCAAGAACCCAGAGAUGAAGAAGCGCGUCUCGGACGAGGUGUUCAGCGGCAAGAAGAAGAUCUGCCUCGCCAUCACCGAGGCCUUUGCCGGCUCCGAUGUGGCCGGCCUGCGGACCACGGCCGUCAAGACCGCCGACGGCAAGCACUACAUUGUCAACGGCACCAAGAAGUGGAUCACCAACGGAGUCUUCUGCGACUACUUCGUCACCGGCGUCAAGACGGCAAAAGGCCUCAGUGUUCUCCUCAUACCGCGGGGUGAGGGCGUCGAGACGAAGCCCAUCAAGACUUCGUACUCCCCGUCGGCCGGCACCACCUACAUCACCUUUGACAACGUCAAGGUCCCGGUCGAGAACCUGCUCGGCGAGGAGAAUAAGGGAAUCUAUGUCAUCCUUUCCAACUUCAACCACGAGCGGUGGACCAUGGCUUGCGCCACCAUCCGGUACAUGAGGCUUGUAGUCGAAGAGUCCCUCAAGUGGGCGCACCAGAGGCUAGUGUUCAACAAGCGGCUGAUCGACCAGCCCGUGAUCCGGCAGAAGCUGGCCAAGAUGAUUGCGCUGUGCGAGUCUCACCAAUCUUGGCUCGAGACAAUCACAUACCAAAUGUGCCAGAUGCCGUACGCGCAGCAGGCCAAGCACCUGGGCGGGCCGAUCGCGCUGCUCAAGAUGAGCUGCACGCGCGCCGCGCACGACAUUGCCGACGACGCCGUGCAGAUCUGGGGCGGCCGCGGUCUCACGCAGACGGGCAUGGGCCGCGUCAUCGAGAACUUUCAGCGCACGUACAAGUUCGACGCCAUCCUGGGAGGCGCCGAGGAGGUCCUGGCCGACCUCGGCGUCCGCCAAGCCAUGAAGAACAUGCCCAAGGCCGUGUUGUGA